Molecule: messenger RNA, 15514 nt
Organism: Porites evermanni
Lineage: Eukaryota; Metazoa; Cnidaria; Anthozoa; Scleractinia; Poritidae
Source: the annotation of a GenBank genome assembly
AUGUCAGAGGAGCAACAAAGAACUGAAAGGGUACGGGAACUGUGCUUAUUUGGAGUAUUUUUCCUUUGAAACAGUAUGCAAACUCUUGUCUUUUUCUGGUUCAUUUUGUAGGUGGAGAAAGUCGGGGACUUGACCGUCCAUGUUGUGGUAGGUUCUUUUUGUCUUACUUUAUUUAAUUGUCUGUUUUUUAAUUUAGGCUGUUCAUGUGGUGAUUUUUUGCUUUUAACUGCAUCGUGUAGGAAAUCGAGGGUGUUUUGCACGCUGCAGAACGCUGAGCUUGUUAAGCUAAAAAGCUUGGGUUAUUUUUGAUACGCUCGCUAACUCAUUGCACCGUUGAUCGCUGACCUUCUUAGGGCGAAGAUUCGAGGGACAAACAGGACGAGAAGGAAAAUAUUAGGAAGAAGGAGGUCAUGAUAACCUUCCAUGAUGUGGGGAUGAAUCGUAAGUGAUGUUGGUGUUCGCAAAAUUCAUGUAAAUUUUUUCUGUUUGUUAUCGAUGCUGAUAUUAGAUCAGCCCCGCUGCUAGAUUCUAUUGUAUGAAUUUUCUGCAAAACAACGGCCAACGUGCGUCACUGUUAACCUUGUGAACUGGACAAAAACAAUAAUGCAUCUUCCUGUUGAUCAGUCACGUAGCAUCGCAUAUCUAAAACUAAUCAUGAGUGAAAAAUCAGCUGUGGGAAUAAUGCUUGGCCGAGUUUCUUAAUUGCGUUUGUGCGUUGGCUAGCACUGUAAUACAGUAUCAUUGUAUGGAGCGGAUCCUGAGAAGCACAUACUCAGACAAAUAACGUUUUGAUUCAAGUUAUCCUUUCAUCGAGCUUGUGAAAUCUCACUCAUCCGACCAAUUCUUGUUCCAACUAGCUAAAUUUAUCAUUAUGCGUGACUUCUCACGGAUCGAAAUCGCAAACUUUGACCAAAGGUUAGGAUCAAUUUUCUGCAGGGAUAACUUAAGGGAAAUUAAGAUUGCAUUGUGUAUACCUAAAUCACAAUAUGAAAGAAAUAUUGCACUGAGAUACUGUAUAUAUUUCUCAAAGCUUGUAAUACCUUCGCGCAUCAGUGAAUGAACUGGUGGGUCAUUUAGUAUAUUGCACCAUCGAUUGAGCGAUGCACAGCCAGUGAUAAAUCAAAACACGCCAUAUCAAUAAUAUGCGUGAUUAAAUUAAAUUAAAUAACUACCUUGUUUGUGAUUGCAUUAAUUUUGGUGAUAUAAAGACUCUACAUCAUCAAUGUUACAUCUCUUAGGAAAGCCCUGUUAAGUAAAGCUAUUGACAGGGGUUUAGUUUUGCUAAGAAUAUACUUGUGAUGGAAAGGUAGAAACCAAGAAAACAAUCGGUAACAAGUUUCUACACUGUCUUGUGGGUGUGUCCUUGCAGUUUCAUCUCAGCUUGUUUUCUGUCAUAGUAUUUCUAGCCAGUUGUCAAACUUAUUAGUCUCUUCUCAUUGUGUUUACUCCUUCCGUUUUUUGCUGCUUUCUCAGUUAACCAUUUAGCCAGUGAUGCUUUGAAAGCUUGUGCAUUUAUGAGCUAUUUUUGGACACAUAAAAGAAACUUUUCAUUGAAUUACACGAGUUUAAGAGUCAAGAAAUUUUACUUUUUUUCCUGUAGAUAAGACAUGCUUUGAAAGAUUUUUCCAGCAUGAGGAUAUUGUAGGCCUUUUGGAUCGCUUUGUAAUCUACCACAUUGAUGCACCAGGACAGGUGAGGAAUCCCAAGGGAAAUGACUUUUAACCCUUUUAACCCUAAGAUCAAAAUUUGAAAUCUCAUUUGUUGCCCCUAUUCAUUUCCUAUAGAAGUGGUGAGGAGAAGUUGAGAAAAUAUCAAGCAAAUUCAUCUUGUGUGAUCAUGUCUAUAAGUCUCAUGACCACUCUGUUUUACAAAGCAUUGAUAUUACAAGGAGAAAUUUGAUGCUGAUCACUCUUAGGGCUUAAAGGGCUAUUAAUUAUUCACCCUAGCGUGCAUCACAGGUUUAAUCUAACCCUAGUUAGUAACGUCUGCAAAGCAAUGUCUAUAUCCAUGGUAUGGGCUCUUAAAUGGAUGCAACAAAUUACUGGAAAUGUGUUUUGAAUUUCCCUUCAGUCUGAUUCGCAAAUCGACAAUGCCAUUUGUAACAGGCAAAUCAUGGUGUGUGGUGUGUACUCAAAUCCUGUUUCACAAGUGGGGCCCAGAGCAAGGCUUUUGGCACUUCUUUUCAGACCGACUUAACCAGUAUCUCUUUAAAUGUUCUCAAAAGAUAGCCAAAGUCUUAAAGUCUUAAUGAUGCUGACAGUUUUGAUGACUAUCAGCCAUCUUUAAGACUUGGGCUAUGUUUUGAGAACAUUUAAAGAGAUAUUAACUGUACUAGCCUGAUGAAUUUCUUCAAGAAUUUACAACUUAACCAUAGUUAAAUUCCGUCUGUGGUGCAGGCUUAAGUUACUACGCAGGCACACUUCGCUAGAAAUCACCUCCAAGCAUGCUUGCUUAAAAUGUCAGGCAAGAAAGCCUAUGCAAUUUGUAUAGGUGAUUAUGACGACUUUGAGUUAAAUUUGGAAUUUAUUUGCAUGAGUGUGUUUUUCAAAAAGUAUCAAAAUUGCAUGAGCCAGUAGGGUGAAUGUGAUUUUAGCUUUUCAUAAAACACACAAGUGCAAAAAAAUUCCAAAUUGACGAGAAAAAAUUGUUUGAUUACUUUUUAAUAAUAUACAUGGAAAACUUUACUUACCUGGCUCUGUUUAAAUGCUUUUCGCAGCAAGCUACCGGUAGACGUGGUUGUUUGGCUUAUAGCUUCAAAAAACUUGUUUUGAGGAGCUGAAUUGCCUGUCCCUAUUUUCAGAACAGGUAUAUCUGUUCUCUUUAAUUUAAAGCGGUUUGUUGAGGUCGGCGGGCUCAUAACUCUCAAUUUGCUCGGAAAAUCUUUCCUCUUCUGUACAAUAAUUGUUUCAAACAUCAACUCAAUAUCCAGUCCUCUUUUCAUUGUUUUUGUUUGUGAAAGUUCUUUUUCAAUUCUUCAAUGGUAGUUUCUGUCGUGACUGAACUAAAAUCAGCUUUGUACACUGGCAAUUUUUCCACUCGCAAACUCCAAGGUACCGGCCAGCUUUCCAACAGCAGAUUGAGGCACCUGAUUGGUUCUUAUAUAUUUCUAUUGUUUAUUAGCCGAUCACAGUUUUCCAUUCAGUUCCCCGAGAAAUUUGCAUUUUAUUUCCUUCUUGUUGCAUUUUGUUUUGUCAUUUUUGCACUAUGUCCACUAAAAAAAUGCAAUGCUCUCAGGAAAUCAGAUUCAAGAAAUUUUUUUUAUGUAUAUUAUUAAUUGUAAGAAAGUAUGGCAGCAUGCCAUAUAGAAAAUAACUGCUUGCUUGAUUUGCCUUCAGAUGUUUAUUUGAGUUGAUGUUUUUCUUCAUGCUUUAUACAAUUAUUUAUGUGCACACAUCAGAAAGAAGUAGGUCUAUAAUUCAAAAGCAAAAGUUGGAAUUCUUCCUCCAGAAGACUUUAGAGAAGACAAUCAGGUAUGGUCGUCCGAACGUUUCAAAAUUCGCUAAACUUAAAUUCGUUGUCGCUAUCUUGAAUUCGUUGUCGCUAAUUUCAAAUUUGUUGUCUCUAACUUGAAGUCGGUGUCGCUAAAUUUUAUUUCGUUGUCGCUAAAAUUAAACUUGUUGUCGCUAACUUGAAGUCGUUGUCGCUAAAUUUUAUUUCGUUGUCGCUAACUUGAGGUCGUUGUCGCUAAAAUUAAACUCGUUGUCGCCAACUUGAAGUUGUUGUCGCUAACAUUAAAGUUUUCGUUGUCGCUAACUAUCAAGGCGCUAAACUUAAUUCGUUGUCGCUAACUAUGAAGUCGUUGUCGCUAAAAUUAAGUGAACUCGGUAUCGCUAACUAUACUAAGGCGCUAAAAUUUACUUUGAAAUAUCAUAGGGGUUGACAAGCCUGACUCACACUUUCCACCCACGUGUUUUAGCCUUUAAAUCUCAGAGAUUAGCUUUUACGAGUAUAUCUUUCAGAGACCUUCCUCGUUUGUAUGAUAUAAUUGGAGGUUCUUUGUAGAUCUGUCUAAGAAGAGGUUGUUUCUCUAUCAGUUGCCAGUGUUUCAUAAGAAUGUUUUUAAGGCUGGGAACUGAUGGUUAAUACUGCGUGACAGCGGGGGCAAAAUGGUUUUUUCUCUUGAUGGUUUUUGUCGGAGUGCUUCUUUCCUGUUCUCAAAGUGUAUUUCAGAGAGAGUUAGAGUUAUUAAGUUUCGUGGAUAACCUCUCUCUCUAAGGUGCUUCUGGAAUUCUUCUAGUCGGUUUUAAAAGUUUUCUUUUGAGGAAUUUGUUCUGAGUAACCGGACGGCUUCGCCUUUUAUAAAGCCCUUCUUGACCCCUAAUGGGUGGCAAGACGUGAAAUGUGUAUAUUGGAAAGUUUCAGUAGGUUUAAAAUGCGUUCGUAUGUCGAGAAUUGACGUACUGUUAAACCGUUUCCCUUUGUACACAAUUGUAUCCAGAAAUGUGACUUUUUCCUCAGAGAUUUCUGCUGUGAAUUUAAUAGUGGCGUGAUGAUUAUUUGCUUGUUCAGUGUUAUUUGUUCUCUUCCGGUACCCCAGAGAGAGAAGAUGUCGUCUAUAUAUCUUUUCCAACAGAUAGGCUUUAUUGCGCUCUUUUUUAAUAACUCUGUUUCUACUUUCGCCAUGAAGAUAUUUGCGAAAGCAACAGCGACCUUUGUUCCCAUCGCUGUCCCGUGUGUUUGGAGGUAAUUUUUUCCAUAAAAAUGGAAUGAAUUUUCUUUUAAAAUGAGUCUGAGCGCUCGUAGUGACUGUGUUGGAAUCGGGGGUUUAUCUUUGUAGUGAGUAACAUAUGCUUUGCAUAUAGUUUUGAUCCCCUCUUCCUGUGGAAUGUUGGUAUAUAGACUUGUCACGUCCAUUGAAACAAUGAUCACGUACUUUGGGACUUCUGUGCUUUCUAUGAAAUUAAUGAAGUCUGUAGAGUCUUUAAGAUAAGAAGUCGUCUUUGUACUUUAGGUUGCAACAGCCUAUCAAGAAAUACUGAGAUUCUUUCUGUUGGUCCGUCACAACCUGAUAUUAUUGGCCUACCUACUGGUGUAGGCUUGUGAAUUUUAGUUAGGGUGUGGACAUGGGAAUUCUAGGCGGGCUUGGUGUUUGUGACAGCCAUUUUUUUGUCAUGUCACCAAUGUUUUGAUUUUCAUGUAGUUCUUGUAUUAGUUGUUUCACUUUAUAUUGAGUUUCCUUAACCAUCGGUAUCUAGGUCUCUGAAAGAUAUACUCGUAAAAGCUUAACUCUGAGAUUUAAAGGCUAAAACACGUGGGUGGAAAGCGUGAGUCAGGCUUGUCAACCCCUAUGAUUUUUCAAAGUAAAUUUUAGCGCCUUAGUAUAGUUAGCGAUACCGGGUUCACUUAAUUUUAGCGACAACGACUUCAUAGUUAGCGACAACGAAUUAAGUUUAGCGCCUUGAUAGUUAGCGACAACGACUUCAUGUUAGCGACAACGAAAACUUCAAUGUUAGCAACAACGACUUCAAGUUAGCGACAACGAGUUUAAUUUUAGCGACAACGACUUCAAGUUAGCGACAACGAAAUAAAAUUUAGUGACAACGACUUCAAGUUAGCGACAACGAAUUUGAAUUUAGCGACAACGAAUUCAAGAUAGCGACAACGAAUUUAAGUUUAGCGAAUUUUGAAACGUUUGGACAACCAUAAUCAGGAAGUUGAUUACCCUUUCAAUGGUUUUGCUUUUUCUCACUGUGUCUUGGAUUCUACCUUACCUACAUACCUGUGUUCACCUAAGCUGGCUCAAGACCAGUUUCAUUGCUCUUGUGAGGAGCUGCAGAUCUUUUGAAGUUUUUGCAAUGUGGCUUCCCUUUUUUAAGGAAGGAGGCAAUGGCAAUUUUGGAUAGUCACGACUGAAAUGUGUGUGGAAUGUGGGUGUAGCUUAACAAUAGUGAAUGAAAUUUUUUAAAGAUUUUACUCCCUGGUAAAGUCUGUUUACACCUGUGUUUGGGUUUUCUGUGCUUUUUAAAGAAUGGUGUCUGCAUCCUUGGACAUAGGUAGUGGCCAAAAAUAUUGCAAUACAUAUUUGAAAAUUCUUUAUUACGGUUUGCAGGAAAGCAAGGCAGAAAACCUGGCUUCUGAGUAAGUAUUAAUAAUGCUUAUAAAUAAGGAACUGAAAGAAACAAAUUGACAUUGUGGUUUAAGAAAAUAAACUUUUGUACAUAAUUAAGUUUCUUAAAUAAACCACUACUUGUUCUCUUAAAUUACAAUGUUUUUACUACCUGUCUGAAUGAGAGUGAUGUCUGGGUCUAGGAAAAAAAAAUAUAUAUUGUGACCAGGCUAUGGAAAGAAUUAAUCUUUAGAGUCUUACAGCUUGAAAUUAAGAAAACAUGCUCGUUUUGAGAAACUUACAUGUAGGAUAUGAUCUUACAGGGUGCAAAGAAAGUCAGUUUUACAGCUUGCCAUUUGGAAAAGCUGUAUUAGCCCAAGAGUCAUUAAUUUUUUAACUAGCCCGAAAAAGUUUUUGUCUUCUAAAUUCCUCGAAAAAGUUCAUUUGCUGAUUGGGGAAGUUAAGAACAGAAUUCACUAGCCUCAGAAGCCUGAUAGCAACAUCCACUAGCCCUGGGCUAUCGGACAUGCCUUAUUUCUUUGCAUGCUGUCUUGUAAGGCACAAAUUGAAGAUGUCCUUUACAGCUGUUAUCAAUGCUAUAAGCCAAUCUUGGCUCAGUGUUGAUCUUAGCCUUCCAUCUUCUGGAACCAGGCUGCUUAUAUGUGAUCCUUUCUGAAAAGAUGUCUGCAUGUUCUUUAUGUUAGGUGGUUUUGUUGUUGUUGUUCUUAAUUAGAAUAUUGGAGUCAUUUUAUGGAGGGUAUAAUUUUGCAAAAAGGAUUUGCCUUUCCUUUUUUUCUCCAUGCACCUCAAGGAUGUGGCAAUAACAGCUUUAUUUGAUAUGUUCUUGUUAGUGACAUGCACUAUAACAUGCAUUAAUUAUUAGUUACAAUAACAUGUGUGUGAUUUUUCAACUGCUGUCUUUUAGUUAUCAAUACCCAAGCAUGGCCAGGCUAGGAGAGAUGGUCGGAAAUGUAAUUGACCAUUUCAAGUAAGUCUGUUACAGAAAAGUCAAUUCAGUUUGUGACUUCCACAUCACAUCCUUUUUAAAAGAGAAUAUUAGCUGUGGUCGCACUAGGGUUAAAAACCGGUAUUUACGAGGGUGUUUUUCAGUGUUUUUAGUGCGACUGACUUUUUUUGCACUUCUGGUGUAAGUGUUAGUUGCUCGGGUAAUGUGGUAUCUUGAAAGGAAAUUUACCACAGUGUAAACCACACUCAAAAGACUGGUAGAGAAGUGUUUACACCAAAGUUAAUUACGAAAAAGGACUGGAAACUGCUGUGCUCACUACCCAGAUUACAUUUCCAAACUCGUGGGAAAACGCUAAAUCUGUAUAGAAAAAAUGUGAGUUUUCCACAAAAUUUUUAUUCGCCUGUAGGACCAACAGUUAAGGAAGAAGGCCCAUGGUUAUUUGACAUCUCUGUGAACAUGGAUAGGCCUAAAUUGAUCAUCUUCAGUGAGCCAUUCUCUGCAUUUCCCUAACCCUGAAGGCGAUCAUGAGGAGCUGUCUUCUCUCAGUCAACAAUUGACAUAAUUGUAAGGCAAGCUUCAUGAUCAAGGCAUGGAGAGUAAAAUUUACUCUCGAAGGCUAUUUAAUAGCCUUCGCUUCGUAAACAAGAAAUAAAAAUUAAAUUAAAAUCCCAACUAAACUUGCCAUGAGAAUACGUUGAUCCUGCAUUAUGUUUUCUUUUAAAUAAAACUUGAAAUCUCGUAUUCAUCACCCAUCUGUCAUCAAGUCAAAAAAAUCAAUCCUUAUGCAAAGGAAAUCUGACCCUUAAACAGUAGAUUUAGUGUUAACAGUGAAACGUAAACAGAAAUGUUUACACUGCUGUUACUCUAGAGGUAAACCCUAGUGCGACCGCAGCUAUUACUGCGAACUCCGAGUUUUCACCUUAAGUGAAAAUGUACAGCUGUACAUACCACAUACAUGUACAUGUUCACCCUAAUAAGGCUGGAACUAAAGAGUUAAAUGUUAUUAAUUGAGAUUGCUUGUUUGUUUUUGUAACAGUUUAAGUGACAUGGUUUGUUUUGGUGUUGGUGCAGGAGCAAAUGUUCUCACAGAACUGGCUGUAAGUAUUAAAUUUGAGGAAAACUUGUCAUUGACUAAACAUGAUUUUUCAUGUAUGGCCAAUUUUGGUGAAGCCACGUUUUCAUAUCUUAGGAAAAUCCUGGAUAAUUGGGGAUUUCACUGUGUUCUGACUAUCCUAGAUUUUGCCCAAAAAUGAAAACUUAAAAUAGCAGAUAUCCUUGAUUGUGUGGGAUAGUGUGGGAUAAACAAAGAGACGGAUCUGAAACACGGGGCGCUUUCCAUUCAACAAAAAUUCUGGUUUGAAAUUUUGAAAAUUCCAUAUUCUGGUUGCACAGAACUGACCAAAGCCACCACGCGUUUGGUUAUUGUUCUUGUAAGCAGGAUACAAAAGAGCAGUACUGGGGACAACAAUUUUGUCAAAUGGAAAGGGACAUUUCAGUCCGUCUGACCAAAAUGACCAGACCAGUCAAAGAGGACGACCUUCAAAGCUGGUUCCGAAUAUUCCAGUCAGACCAAACCAAAAUGGUCCGUUCCAUUUGGUGUACCAACUGAAAUUUCCAGAAUUUUGGUCUGAAUGGAAAGCACCCACGGCUUUACCCAUGCCAGACUUUGUGAUAAGCAACAAUUUUAUUAUACCCAUCAUAAUGAUAUUAUUGUCUUUUGUGCUGUCAGGGAUCCUGGGGGUUCAUGGGUGAUUGUUUUUGCCUCUAACUGCUUUCUCUACACGUAGUCUUUCCCUUGCUUGUGUAAGCAGCAAGACUCAUAAUCUGCUACGCAUUUUUCGUCGUAUUUAGGACACAAAAGGGGAUCAUUGUGCCAGGUGUUCCUUGCGGAGACUGUGGAAACUGGCACUAAGAAUUGUUGCGUGAUCAAAGCCAUGCAUGUUUUGCAUAGAAAGCUUAGGAAAGAUUAAAUUUAGAGCUUUUCCAAAAUGUGUUGGUCCAUAAAUUCUAUUGCUUGAAAGCACUGAUUACUUUGGAAUAAGUGAACACUACUGAGUGGUCAGAAAAAUAAUAAGAAUCUUGAUUAGCAAAACCGCGAUGGUCGGGUGUUGUAAACUUUCAUUGUAUGCAAAUGGCUCUUGUGGUGAGCAUGCGGUUUAUUUUUAGCGAUGAUUAAAAUGAUGUGCCAUGAAAAUCAUUUUUUUGAUCUCUGGCAGUGAUGUAAUUUCUCUGGAAUCAAGGCCCUUGAAUUUUCGUGUAUUUAUACACGCGUAUAGCCUGCGACUGCAGACAUAUUUACGGUCGUCGCGAACACCCGUACUAAAUCAAUUCAGAAACAAAUAACAGGUAUCAACGUCGAUAAAGUAGGAAGUAAAAAACCUUUAGCGAGUAAAUCCUGUUUCGUGUAGAAUUAUUUGCCUCCUCAUUUCUCUAUCUAAUCUCCAAGCAAGCGAGAGUGAAUGCCUCUGUAAGAGUGUUCUUGUUCAAAAUAGCACCAGGGACACAUUUUGCAAUUUUUUCUGUUUUGUUGGUAAGAUCUGGGGUGAAACAUAUGGAGUAUAAUUUGUGGAAAGUGCAUGAAUGAGUGAGUGCCGUGUUCCAGUGAUAUUUCUGAUAUGGAAUUUAAAACCAGUGUGUAAUUACCAUACAAAACACUUUUCCUGUGGCAUUGUGUUUAUUAUGUACUGAGACGUUCAUCACUCUGCCAGUCUUUCAAAAAUGGUAAACCGAUAAAACUUGCCAUUGUACAUUGUAAAAUGACAAAGAAAUAAUGUGAUAUUUUAGUACUUUUUAGAAAGAAUAAAUUAUAUUAAAGAUAAGAAUGUAGUUUUUCAGCGAAACCAAAGCCGACCUUCCCCCUAGACCCCCCCCACCUCCCCCCUCAAAAAACCCCCCUACCUUUCCAUCACAUCCCAUGAAGAAAAAAACCCUUUCAGACAGUUGAAUGAAGGCUAAAUACAUAUUUUGCUUGGGUAAAAUGUGGUUCACCAAUUCAAUUUAGGUUAAGAACCUGUUUAACCUAGAACUAGACGUGACCAGUAAUAUUCCCCCACUUUAAGUACCUUUAGGUGUACAAAAUGUAGAUUUUAACAAGUGGGAAUUUCUCUUUCAAAAGGUUUCAAAGUGGGGAAGUAAAAUAGCAGGACUUGUUGUGGUAGAACCAGGCAUUUCUUCUUCUUCUUUCAAAGAAUGGGGUGAAGGAAAGGUAAGAAUUCCUAUCGCCAAUCAUCAGCUUUGUUUAGUUGCCUUUUACUUACUUGCUUUCCUUUUCUUGAAAAAUUAAUGUUGUCUUGUUGGCCUACCACAAUCUUAGCACCUCCCAUCAUAUACUAAUAUAAGUUGCCUUCCAUGUAAAGACAUUGACAUUACAAACUGAUUGGAGCUCUAACAAAAGUCUUUUUUGUACUAAGUUUGCUACGUGUUUUCCCCUACAGUGUACAUAGCAAAUGAGUGUUUUAUUGCCUUCUAGAUUAAAACAAGGCAACUUGACAAGAAAGGAUUCACAGAAAGCACCAUAAACUAUCUCAUGUGGCAUCACUUUGAGAGGGUAAGAAAGAAGGCAUUGACGAUGUCAAGAAGAACUAAGUUAGCGUGGAGAUUGUUAGUAGGGGGCAGCUGGUUCAAAUGGUCAGGAAGUCAAACUUGCUGUACUUCCAAUGAAGAUAAGACUGUCGCAGUUGUAAUAGCAGUUUACAGCUGUAAGCAAUUACAAGUUAAGCCGUGCCCCCCCACCCAAAAAAAAAAAAAAAAAAAAAUCUUGGGCCCUCAACAAGAUCUGAACCCAUGGUCUCUGCAUAAGUGCUACAUUGCUCUACCAACUGAGCUAUAAAAACCCAUACAUUGGGAAGAGGCCAAUUGUUGAGUUCAUUUUAACCUGUGAAAGAUGUGAAAUAAAUUAUCAGGAUGUAUUGUAUUUCCGCAGGUCACAACAUCUUCAUUCUUUGUACCUACACCUAAGCAAAUCAUUUCCAUUUCCAUUUUUUAUGGCACAAUUGACAGACCAGCUAGACUAGCAAGAAUAUGCCAAUGACAACUUUUGUUAACCCCUGUAACUGAGGCUAGCGCUCAUGUUAAUUAUCUAUAAUAUUAUUAUUAUUUCUGUGGACAUCCCUUGAAGAUGUAUUCUUUCUGAUGGCAGGACACUGGAAAGCCAUCUGAGGAAUUGGUGGAUCGGUUUGUUGAAGAUGUGAAGGAGAACAUGAAUGCACACAAUGUUGCUGCAUUUGUAAACGCUUAUAACAGGUGAAUGCAUGUCUUGUAAAAAAGGAAAUGGAAAGAAACACUAAGCAAAAGAUGUUGUUGUAAGUAAUAGCGUCUCCAACUGUCAAAAAACUUGGAUUACUUCAUGCCCAGCGUUAAAGUUAUGUGUUUCAUGAUGCCUUUUCAAAAACAAAAUAGAUAAAUAAAGUGUUAGUUGCAGUACAUUGUCAUGAAAUAUGUACUGUUCCGAUGUCUUUUGUUCUCAGCCCAUACUACAUACUUUUCAUUUACUUCUCAAACAUUGCUAAAAUAAAUUGUAGUAUAGUUUUGUGUUCUUUGAGUUGAAAAGCCAUUUUCCUGUUUGUCUAAAAGCUAAGCUUUAAAAAUUCCUCUACCACAGUCUGUAUUCCAGUGUGCCAUCCUACUUGUAAUAAUUCUGCUAUUCCUGGUUUACUGUGUUUCAGCCGGAACGAUCUGGUGAAGGACAUGAAAGGACACAAGCUUGAGUAAGUUUGUUCACUUUACUGUUCUUGGAUGAUAAAGUUGUUGUGUUAUAUAAUAAUAUAAAUACUUAUAUGAUGACUCCCACUAAAUACAUUUUCAUUCUGAUAGUGUGUUUUUUUUGGGGGGGGUGCUGAUGUUUUCAAUUGCUAGAAAUUAGUAAUAUUUCAUAAUGGUCUGCAGCCAGUGUUUUUUGCUAUAUUUUAGUUUUAAGCAGUAACUGAAAAAUGUUUAACAGCUACUUGUAUUUGUUGCAGUGAAAAGACAGGUGUCCUUGUGGUGACUGGAGAACAUUCUCCUCAUCGCAGGAAUACUGUGAGUGCAUAACUAUUGCCUUAUUAUCAUCUAGAUCUUAAUCAAUGUGCAUAUUCUCCUCACUAUUCUUUUGUACACCUCUAAUGGCAGUAGUGACAUUUUGUUCUGAAAAUUAGACAUUCAAUUUAAAUGUCUGAAAUUUGCAUAAAUUCUAAAGAACUUAAUUUAACUUGAUUUGCAAGUACAUGGUUUCGGUUCGUUGUCACUUCCUGCCCUGUGAUCUCGUUACAAACGUUUUCCACAGAUAAUCCAUGGCAAACAUGUAUAGAAACUGUUCCUUCCCCUUGCUCGAGGGCUCUAGUUUUUAUUACCGAAAUACUAUUUUUAGAAAGAUAUAAACAUAGCCAAUAGAAAACAAACGUAUUGAAAAAACAAAGUAAACUAAGUAAAACAAACUAUAAAAUAAUUUUAAUUUUCUCUUUGGAUAAAAUGUCCCUGUAGUACAUGGUAUUAGCGUUUGGAGUAAUGCUACUGAGUUCAAAACCCGCCAUUGGCCAAAUAUUUUCCAUGAAUUUAAUAAAUGCCUUUCUUUUUCUUUUUUAUGGUUACUGGAGUACAGUCUAUUCAGUGCCAGUAAGCUUGUGUUCUCUCAGAAGACCGUCUAUAUUUUUAGGCUGUCGACAUCGGCUAAACUGUGUUUAAGCAACCACUGGUUUUGACCUCUUUUGCUAUCAAAUCUCUACGUAAAGUUCAAGUUAGAAAGUAAUUAGCAGUUAUUGGAUGAGGCUGAGCAAAAUAUGGUGUUUUGUCAGUAGUGAGCAGAUCUAUGGCUGAGGCAAAUAAUCGAUCUGCAAUUGUUUUAUCAUUCAGUCACCGAGUUUGUUUUUUGAUAAAUAUUUUCGAGAAGCUGCCAUUUUCACACAAGAGUGAUCACAGGCUUCAUUUAGGCAUGAGCAGAAUAUUAUUUGCAGCCAAACACAGCUAGACGACAUUGCACAUGAGCAGGCCAUUAUUUGCGGGCAGUUAUUUACAGGUCUCAUUGUGGGCUUGCGGCCAAUGAAAAAGAAGAAAAAUUUGCAUCGGAUGAUAAUGAUUAUUAGGUCGGUGCUUUAUUCUUAUCCAACCUGGCAAGGAAUUUAUUCUGGUCUUAAGUUAUUUGGGUCUAAGGAAGGAGAAGCCUGAAAAUGGCAAAAACUACUUAAUUUACAGGAUUUGGUUAUACAGUCAACUCUCUCUAAGACGGGCACCUUUGGGACCAGCACUAAGUGUCCAUCUUAGAGAGAUGUCUGUCUUAUAGAGACUCAAAUAAAGGAGUAAAGAAAGGCAGGGACCAUCUCUAGGCGUCGUUUUACAGAGGUGUCCGUCUUAUACAGGUGUCUGUUAAGAGAGAGUCGACUGUACUUGUACUGAAAGUUGCUGGUUGUUCAUUUUAGGAAGAUAAAUUCUAUUAUGGUGAUGUAUUGAAACAAACUGAUGUUAAAAUCAAGAGUUUGCUAACACCUGAUUGUGGAGCUAGUGUUCUGGAAGAAAAGGUAGAUCAGCUUAUUGUGUCAUUUCCCCAUUCUCGUUAAAAUGUUUUGUUGAAGCUAGAGUGAAGUUGGUCAUUGUCACUCUGACAGCAAUCUGAGUUAAAAAGGAACAAGGACUUUAGUGCUUACCUUAAUACAGGAAAAUGCCUUAGUGCUAAAAAGCUGUUUUCAUAAAAAGAAGAGUUAAGUUUUGGGACUAUUGUGCUUAAUAACAAAUAACAAUAGUAAUAAUGUGGCCAUAAUGCAAUUCACGACUUUCACAUAGACCAUAAUGCUCUUUGUUUACCCCCAGAAUUUUGCAUAAUCAUUCUCCUGGGUAUGACAGUCGUCCUAAGGGAAUUCUAAGACAAUGGUUAUGUAAAGUUUUGGGGGGUAAACAAGGCACAUUGUGGUCUAUGUGAAAAUGGUGAAUAUCGUACACUUUAAAAUCAUGCUUUAACCAAAAAUCACUAUUUGCACUCUUGCUGUUCAUUUUCUUGAUGUUCCCUUUCAUAAUCAUCAUUCCGUAGCAGUCAUAUGCUAAGUAUCCCUCAUUACCACUAUUCAAAGUUAGGAUGCUGCACACUAAUUGCACAUUUAACAUGAGCACAGAGGGGGAGGGAGAAUAUGGAGAGAAGAUCAGGAAUGGUGAAAUGUUUUGACCUUCUCAACAGUAGCUUUUGAUCAGGGGAGAAGUUUCCUACCAUAAUAUUAUUGACUCUGGACUGAUUUCCUACUUUUUUAUUUUUUGCAUUGGAAAAGUUUCAGUAGAUAAUUUGCUGAAAAAAAAAAUCAAUAAUCUAAUUCUUCUGCAUUUUUCACCGAUAGCCCGAGAAGAUGGCUGAAGGAUUGCUCCUUUUUAUUCAAGGACUUGGCCUGGGUAAGAUGUUUCCUUCUAAUAUUUAUUCAAGUAUUUAAAAACAUGUUGCAUAAAACAUGUUUAUCUGUAGUGCCAAGAAGAACACCCAUAAGAUUGUUAACAGGAAUAAGAUUGUGCUUGCUGAAUGAUAUCAGUGAAGUUAACGAACGCUGUAAAGUUGGAACAAAUAAGGAGACUUUUCUUUUAUGGCUUACAUGAAGGUGCAAUGCUCCCAUUAACUCUGAAGUCAUAUGUACUUGACGUGAAUUGUUUCAUGUAUGUAAAUUAGUAAGAUACCCGUUUACGUGUACUGAUCAUGUACGGCUGUUCUUUUCCACACUGAAACCAAUUAUUCCACUAUGGAGAAAGGUUUCGCCCGUUAUACAUUUCUGUAGAUCAGACAUUCUUUUCGGGAGAUUUUUUCCUUUCACUUUGUGAGGUUAUACAUCUGUACUGUUGUGAAAAUUUUGGCAAAGCUCAAAAACUUAUCGUUCUGUUUGCCGUUUGUGUAUUUGUAGUGUAUUUUUUUGAAUGGAAAAAGUGCAUUCAAGCAUUAAUAUAACCAGUAAUGAAAGAGUACGCACUUGGAGUGUUGUCACAUGAUCUUCAAUUCAAAAACCGUAUUUAAGAAGUGAGUAAACUCCAUUACGACAUUCUUAUACUUACUGUUUCUUAUUUGUUUUGUUUUGCAGUUCCCACACUGCGUACGCGCUCCAUGUCUGGCUCAUCAACUGGCUCUCGCAGCGGUUCCAUGAGUGAGGAUUAAGUACACUGAUCGGCACAUUUGCCAAUGUUUUGAUGACCUCACCCCAGCAUAUAAUUUUUGAGUGGAGUGUUAUGACUGUGAGGAAAUGUCAAGUCUUUCCUGACAAAUUUUUAGCCAAGGAUAUAGUAACAGGAUAUAAAAAGUAAUAGUUCAUGGAUUGGUAUAGGAUAAGGUGAUUUGGAAAAUACUGAAAUGAAAAUACUUGAUGCAGUGUCUCAGCACCACGCAAAAGAGUGAUGUAACGUUUUUACAGCUUUUGUAUUCUUUCCUCUCUUCCCUAGUCUUAUGGCAGAUGGAAAGAGCUCAUGGAAAACUUAAAACCUGAAACGUGGAAAAUUCUUUUUUCAUUUAUGCCAUCGUUUUGCAUUCACUUUUGUCCCCUAAACAGAAUAAAAUUUGUCUUCAUUCCUUU